ACUCGGUUUAGAAAAGGAGCUCUCAGCAAAAAGUUUCAGAUCAGGAAGGCAGGGGAACCUCAACCAUGGCCGCCAAAGGGCAGGUUGAUCUUCUUCUAAAGCUAGACCAUGCAAAAACGCAGCUCUACCACAUCAAAGCUGUGAUAAUCUCCGGCAUGGGAUUUUUCACUGAUGCAUACGAUCUUUUUUGCAUCUCUUUGGUGACCAAACUACUUGGCCGCAUAUAUUACCAGGUUGAAGGAUCACCAAAACCAGGUAUUUUGCCCCCUAAUGUUGCUGCAGCUGUUAAUGGGGUAGCACUAUGUGGAACUCUUGCCGGACAACUCUUCUUUGGGUGGCUCGGUGACAAGCUUGGUCGCAAGCGUGUUUUUGGCAUCACGCUUUUGCUCAUGAUGAUAUCUUCCGUUGGUUCUGGCCUUUCUUUCGGGAGUUCACCGAAAACAGUCAUGGCUACUUUGUGUUUCUUUAGGUUUUGGCUUGGUUUCGGGAUCGGAGGAGACUAUCCACUCUCGGCAACCAUAAUGGCUGAAUACUCUAACAAGAAGACUCGUGGGGCUUUUAUUGCGGCUGUUUUUGCUAUGCAAGGAUUUGGAAUUCUUGCUGGCGGUGUUGUGGCUAUGGCUGUUUCUGCAACUUUUGGUGCUGUAUACAAAGCUCCUGCUUACUCGGUUGAUCCAGUUGGCUCUACCGUGCCACAAGCAGAUUAUGUCUGGAGGAUAAUUUUAAUGCUUGGUGCAUUGCCUGCUGCUUUGACCUAUUAUUGGCGCUUGAAGAUGCCCGAAACUCCUCGUUACACUGCCUUGGUAGCCAAGAAUGCUGAGAAAGCCAGUCGAGAUAUGUCGAAAGUCAUGGGCAUUGAGGUGCAAGCUCAGAAGGAGGCAGGAGAGGAGAAGGUGAUUAAUAAAAGCAACUCUUUUGGGUUGCUAUCGGAGGAAUUUCUUCGCCGUCAUGGACUGCACUUGUUAGGGACUGCAAGCACUUGGUUUUUACUUGACAUUGCAUACUAUAGCCAGAACUUGUUCCAAAAGGAUAUUUUCAGUGCUGUUGGGUGGCUUCCAAGGGCCAAUACAAUGAAUGCAAUGGAAGAACUUUUCAAGAUCGCCAGGGCUCAAUUCCUUAUAGCACUCUGUGGCACAGUCCCAGGAUAUUGGUUCACAGUUUUUCUCAUUGAUCAUAUAGGUCGUUUCACAAUUCAGCUGAUCGGGUUUUUCUUCAUGACUGUGUUCAUGUUUGUACUGGCCAUUCCUUAUCACCACUGGACUCUAAAAGAAAACAACAUUGGUUUCGUAGUCAUUUAUGGACUUACCUUCUUUUUUGCAAAUUUUGGGCCUAAUAGCACUACAUUUAUAGUACCAGCGGAGAUUUUCCCUGCAAGGUUCAGGUCAACUUGCCAUGGAAUAUCAGCAGCUGCUGGGAAGGCUGGCGCAAUAAUAGGGGCUUUCGGGUUCUUGUAUGCAGCACAGAAUCAGGACAAGUCCAAGGUUGAUCCAGGGUAUCCAGCAGGUAUUGGGAUGAAAAACUCGCUAAUGGUGCUUGGCAUGAUGAAUGUGCUUGGCUUUCUGUUGACAUUUUUGGUUCCUGAGCCAAAAGGAAGAUCCUUAGAGGAGAUUUCAGGGGAGAGUGAAGAAGUUGAUCAAGCACAUCCCACUGGAGUUGAAACUGUCUAGUCUAGCGGUUUUUGUUUUUUUUUUCAGAUGACCUUUUCAUUCUAGGUUUCAAUAUGCUGUACCAAGAUCUUAAGAAUUUUUCUUUAUCCUCUUAAUUAAACUGAUACUUAUUUGCUCGGAGGUUAAGGGCUGCCACUUGGGAAUUUCAAUGUUGUGCCGUUUUUAUUUUAUAGCAAA
Molecule: messenger RNA, 1844 nt
Organism: Populus nigra (black poplar)
Lineage: Eukaryota; Viridiplantae; Streptophyta; Magnoliopsida; Malpighiales; Salicaceae
Product: probable inorganic phosphate transporter 1-7
Exons: 1
Coding region: 66-1667 (533 amino acids)
Biological process (GO): transmembrane transport; phosphate ion transport
Cellular component (GO): membrane
Molecular function (GO): phosphate transmembrane transporter activity
Source: RefSeq, a predicted model, not a curated record